Molecule: messenger RNA, 5535 nt
Organism: Ananas comosus (pineapple)
Lineage: Eukaryota; Viridiplantae; Streptophyta; Magnoliopsida; Poales; Bromeliaceae
Exons: 2
Coding region: 236-5356 (1706 amino acids)
Biological process (GO): protein phosphorylation
Molecular function (GO): ATP binding; protein kinase activity
Source: RefSeq, a predicted model, not a curated record
AUAAUAAAGUUAGUAAGUGUAAAAUCAUUGAAUUUUUUUUCUAAAGUAUACGAUGAAACAAGUAGCUGGUGUAGAGCAGAAGAUUGAUACCAGAUAUGUGCGCGUGAAUGCACCGAGAGCAGGCAAUGACCAUUCUAGCUAGUGUGAAUAUUCUAAUAAAGCAAUGUAUAGAUCGGCUCAUGGAUCUUGAAUUUUCCACCCCACCCACUAAUCCACCACCACCACCACCACCACCAUGUGGCUUCUCCGGCGCCGCUGCCUCUCCCUCCUCGCGAUCGCCUCUUGCUUUCUCCUCAGCUUUCUCCGCGCGCACGCCAAUCCCUACGACUAUCCGACCGCCAACCUCUCUACCGUGUGGACCAACAACCCCUCCGUCCUCCACCACAACGUCACCUUCGCCGACGGCUCCUCCGUCCGCGCCAUCCUUCUCCGCCUCAACCCCGCCGGAUUCGGCCCCUCCUUCGCCUGCGGCUUCUUCUGCGUCGCCGCUUGCGACGCCUUCCUCUUCUCCGUAUUCAUCGGCUACAGCGCCGCCCACGGCUAUGGCUACGUCCCCGUUCCAUCGCACCGACAGGUCGUCUGGUCCGCCAACCGCGCCCGCCCCGUCCGCGAGAACGCCACGCUCCAGCUCACCCAAGCCGGCGACUUGAUUCUCCGCGACGUCGACGACUCCCUCGUGUGGUCCACGAACACGUCGAACAAACGCGUGGCAGGUCUCAACCUCACAGAGGCCGGAAACUUGCUGCUCUUCGAUCGCGCCAACGCGCCUGUCUGGCAGUCCUUCGACCACCCCACCGACACGCUCGUCAUCGGCCAGUCGCUUGCCGAAGGGAUGCGCCUCACCGCCAACGUCUCCGCCGUAAAUUUCACCCAGAGUAGACUCUACCUCGCCGUCUUCCGCGACGGUUUCCGCGCCUACGUCGACUCCGAUCCCCCGCAGCUCUACUACGAGUACGGCAUCACCGGAGCGAAAGCCGUGAACAAGUCGGCGUCCGUCACCUUCACCAACGGUAGCCUGUCCGUCUUCGUUCCCUUCACACAACCAGGCGAGCCCAGUGCGUCGAUCUCGCUACCCCCGGCGAAGUUGGCUCAGUACAUGAGGUUCGAGUCCGACGGGCACCUGAGGCUCUACGACUACAGCAUCGCCGGGUGGAGGGUGGUGCAGGACGUGCUCGAUGUGUACCCCGACAACUGCGCUUAUCCGACGGUGUGCGGCGAUUACGGCAUUUGCACGGGCGGCGGACAAUGCAGCUGCCCUUCGACUGACUAUUUCCAGCAAGUCAACGACCGGGAAGCUAAUCUCGGUUGCGAGCCGUUGACUCCUUUAUCUUGUGAAUUUUCAUAUGAUCAUGAAUUGUUGCCUCUCACUAACGUCUCUUACUUCAAUUAUGUCGACCCCGAUGCGGCCGCGUUUCAGAGUAUGGUCAGCGAAGAGAGUUGCAGGACGGCUUGUUUGAAGAAUUGUUCGUGCAAAGCCGCGUUUUUUCAGUUCGGUGGGGGAAAUACUACUCAUGGUAGCUGCUACUUGCCGUCGGAGAUCUUCUCGAUGCAGACGAAUCAACCGGCGAUAAGUCAUUACAGUUCUUCUGCAUACGUUAAGGUGCAGAGAGUCCUCUCACCCCCUGCUUCUGCCCCUUCGAAAAGCCCGGAUUUUACUAAGAAGCAGUCUAAAACAGGAAUUGUGCUGGGUAUCGUGCUACCUGGAGUUUUCAUAGUGUUAAUUAUCAUUGCAAUUGUGCUUGGGCUAAGGAGAUGCAGCAAAGAGGAAGAGGAGGAGGAGGAACUUUUGGAUCGAGUCCCGGGAAUGCCAAGGCGGUUUUCAUACAAGGAAUUGAAAGAGGCUACCGAGAACUUCUCUAGGAAGCUCGGAGAGGGAGGAUUUGGGUCGGUUUUCGAGGGGAAAAUUGGCGACGAAAAGAUCGCCGUGAAGCGUUUGGAUGGGAUAGGCCAAGGGAGGAAAGAAUUUUUAGCCGAGGUUGAGACUAUUGGUAGCAUUCACCACAUUAACCUAGCAAAGAUGGUUGGAUUUUGUGCUGAGAAAACGCAUAGGCUUCUUGUUUACGAAUUCAUGUGCAACGGCUCGCUUGAUAAAUGGAUCUUCAAUGCGGAUCGAAUCUCCCUUCUUGAUUGGCAUACUCGGCGCAAAAUCAUCUUAGACAUAGCAAGGGGUCUUUCGUAUCUUCACGAAGAGUGCAGGCAAAAGAUUGCCCACUUAGACAUCAAGCCGCAAAAUAUCCUCUUGGACCAAAAUCUCAAUGCUAAAGUAUCCGAUUUUGGAUUAUCGAAGCUAAUCGACAGAGAUCAAAGCCAGGUAAUGACUCGAAUGAGAGGCACGCCGGGGUACCUAGCGCCGGAGUGGUUGACUUCGAAGAUCACAGAAAAGGUCGACAUCUAUAGCUUUGGUAUCGUCGUAAUGGAGAUUUUGUGUGGGAGAAAGAACUUGGAUUAUUCUCAGCCUGAAGAGAGUAUUCAUCUAAUUAGCUUGUUGCAAGAGAAAGUUAAAGCCGGUCGGUUGUUGGAUAUAGUCGAUUGUUCCAACAAAGAUAUAAAGUUGCCCGAAGAAGAAGUGAUUGAAAUGAUGAAACUCGCGAUGUGGUGCCUGCAGAUCGAUAGUAGUAGAAGGCCUCCGAUGUCUACAGUAGUGAAGGUUCUGGAAGGAGCGACCGGUGUGGAAACUAGUCUUGAAUACGAUUUUGUAGCUACUAGUACAGUAAUGUCUAGCGGAGACGAUCGUCCAGGCUCUUUGUUUGUUCCUCCUGCAUCAGUUUUAUCAGAACCUAGGUCCACCACCACCACCACCACCACCAUGUGGCUUCUCCGGCGCCGUUGCCUCUUCCUCCUCGAGAUUGCCUCCUGCUUUCUCCUCAGCUUUCUCCGCGCACACGCCAAUCCCUACGACUAUCCGACCGCCAACCUCUCCACCGUGUGGACCAACAACCCCUCCGCCCUCCGCGACUACUUCACCUACGCCGACGGCUCCUCCGUCCGCACCAUCCUUCUCCGCAUGGAACCCUCCGGAUACAGCCCAUCCUUCGCCUGCGGCUUCUUCUGCGUCGCCCCUUGCGACGCCUUCCUCUUCUCCGUAUUCAUCGUCGACACCGACAGCGGCGGCUUCCUCAGCAACCCCCCCAAUGCUGCCCCGCAGGUCGUCUGGUCCGCCAACCGCGCCCGCCCCGUCCGCGAGAACGCCACGCUCCAGCUCACCCAAGCCGGCGACUUGAUUCUCCGCGACGUCGACAACUCCCUCGUAUGGUCCACGAACACGUCGAACGAACGCGUUACAGGUCUUAACCUCACGGAAGCCGGAAACUUGCUGCUCUUCGAUCGCGCCAACGGCCCUGUCUGGCAGUCCUUCGACCACCCCACCGACACGCUCGUCAUCGGCCAGUCACUUUCCGAAGGGAUGCGCCUCACUGCCAACGUCUCCGCCACGAAUUUCACCGAAAACAGACUCUACCUCGCCGUCUUCCGCGACGGUUUCCGCGCCUACGUCGACUCCGAUCCCCCGCAGCUCUACUACGAGUACGGCAUCACCGGAGCGAAAGCCGUGAACAAGUCGGCGUCCGUCACCUUCACCAACGGUAGCCUGUCGGUCUUUGUUCCCUUCACACAACCAGGCGUGCCCAACACGUCGAUCUCGCUACCCCCGGCGAACCUGGCUCAGUACAUGAGGUUCGAUUCUGACGGGCACUUGAGGCUCUACGAUAAUAGCAUCGCUGGGUGGAGGGCGGUGCAGGACGUGCUCGAUGUGUACCCCGACAACUGCGCUUAUCCGACGGUGUGCGGUGAUUACGGCAUUUGCACGGAUGGCGGACAAUGCAGCUGCCCUUCGACUGACUAUUUCCGGCAAGUCAACGACCGGGAAGCUAAUCUCGGUUGCGAGCCGUUGACUCCUUUAUCUUGUGAAUUUUCAUAUGAUCAUGAAUUGUUGCCUCUCACUAACGUCUCUUACUUCAAUUAUGUCGACCCCGAUGCGGCCGCGUUUCAGAGUAUGGUCAGCGAAGAGAGUUGCAGGACGGCUUGUUUGAAGAAUUGUUCGUGCAAAGCCGCGUUUUUUCAGUUCGGUGGGGGAAAUACUUCUCAUGGUAGCUGCUUCUUGCCGUCGGAGAUUUUCUCGAUGCAGACGAAUCAGCCGGCGAUAAGUCAUUACAGUUCUUCUGCAUACGUUAAGGUGCAGAGAAUCCCCUCACCCCCUGCUUCUGCCCCUUCAAAAAGCCCGGAUUUUACUAAGAAGCAGUCUAAAACAGGAAUUGUGCUGGGUAUCGUGCUACCUGGAGUUUUCAUAGUGUUAAUUAUCAUUGCAAUUGUGCUCGGGCUAAGGAGAUGCAAUAAAGAGGAAGGGGACGAGGAGGAACUUUUGGAUCGAGUCCCGGGAAUGCCAAAGCGGUUCUCAUACAAGGAAUUGAAAGAGGCUACUGAGAACUUCUCUAGGAAGCUCGGAGAGGGGGGAUUUGGGUCGGUUUUCGAGGGGAAAAUUGGCGACGAAAAGAUCGCCGUGAAGCGUUUGGAUGGGAUAGGCCAAGGGAAGAAAGAAUUUUUAGCCGAGGUUGAGACUAUUGGUAGCAUUCACCACAUUAACCUAGCAAAGAUGGUUGGAUUUUGUGCUGAGAAAACGCAUAGGCUUCUUGUUUACGAAUUCAUGUGCAACGGCUCGCUUGAUAAAUGGAUCUUCAAUGCGGAUCGAAUCUCCCUUCUUGAUUGGCAUACUCGGCGCAAAAUUAUCUUAGACAUAGCAAGGGGUCUUUCGUAUCUCCACGAAGAGUGUAGGCAAAAGAUUGCUCACUUAGACAUCAAGCCGCAAAAUAUCCUCUUGAACGAAAAUCUCAAUGCUAAAGUAUCUGAUUUUGGAUUAGCGAAGCUAAUCGACAGAGAUCAAAGCCAGGUAAUGACUCGAAUGAGAGGCACACCCGGGUACUUAGCACCGGAAUGGUUGACUUCGAAGAUCACAGAAAAGGUCGACAUCUAUAGCUUUGGUAUUGUUGUAAUGGAGAUUUUGUGUGGGAGAAAGAACUUGGAUUACUCUCAGCCUGAAGAGAGUAUACAUCUAAUUAGCUUGUUGCAAGAGAAAGCUAAAGCCGGUCGGUUGUUAGAUAUAGUCGAUUGUUCCAACGAAGAUAUAAAGUGGCCUGAAGAUGAAGUUAUCGAAAUGAUGAAACUUGCGAUGUGGUGCCUGCAGAUCGAUAGUAGUAGAAGGCCUCCAAUGUCUACAGUAGUGAAGGUUCUGGAAGGAGCGACCGGUGUGGAAACUAGUCUUAAAUACGAUUUUGUAGCUACUAGUACAGUAACGUCUAGCGGAGAUGAUCGUCUACACUCUUUGUUUGUUCCUUCUGCAUCAGUUUUAUCAGGACCUAGGUGAAAAAAUAAUUUAUGUGAGCUUGCAAUUGCGGUUCCAUAUCAUUUACAUUUAAUGCACAAGAAAUUGUUCUAUAGGCUAUGUUCAAUUUUCCAAGCUAAUUGUACUAUAUAGGUUUUGAUUUUAUUUCUCAAUCUGAAUUUGUAUGACUUAUAUGCUGAGCUGAGUUAAGACGAAAUCAA